Messenger RNA from Xiphias gladius (swordfish), 2038 nucleotides. RefSeq names its product SEC22 homolog B, vesicle trafficking protein b (gene sec22bb). The transcript has 5 exons. Gene Ontology annotation, molecular function: SNAP receptor activity. Gene Ontology annotation, biological process: retrograde vesicle-mediated transport, Golgi to endoplasmic reticulum; vesicle fusion with Golgi apparatus; endoplasmic reticulum to Golgi vesicle-mediated transport. The record is from RefSeq and is a predicted model, not a curated record. Lineage: Eukaryota; Metazoa; Chordata; Actinopteri; Istiophoriformes; Xiphiidae. Gene Ontology annotation, cellular component: ER to Golgi transport vesicle membrane; SNARE complex; endoplasmic reticulum-Golgi intermediate compartment. Bases 176 to 823 code for a protein of 215 amino acids.
GUUCCGCCUAACAAGAGGGCGGAAGGAUUUAGCUGAGACACACAAGCUCCAUUGUUUCCGGCCAGCUCAGCGCGUCAGCACUGUGGUGUUGUCAGUUUACAGCCUGUCAAACACUGAGACCAGUCACCUGUAACACUCACGGGGCGGCGGAGAACCACCAGAGGACGAGGGCGACAUGGUGCUGCUGACGAUGAUCGCUCGCCUGGCCGACGGCCUGCCGCUGGCCGCCUCAAUGCAGGAGGACGAGCAGUUGGGUCGGGAUCUUCAGCAGUAUCAGAGUCAAGCUAAGCAGCUCUUCAGGAAGCUCAAUGACCAGAGUCCCACACGCUGCACUUUAGAGGCUGGUUCCAUGGCAUUUCACUAUUUUAUAGAGAAAGGAGUGUGCUACCUUGUGCUGUGUGAAGCCAGCUUUCCCAAGAAGCUGGCCUUUGCUUACCUAGAAGACCUGCAGGCAGAGUUUCAUGAGCAACAUGGAAAGAAGGUCCCCACAGUAUCCCGUCCUUACUCCUUCAUUGAGUUUGACACCUACAUUCAAAAAACCAAGAAGUCAUACAUUGACAGUCGAGCGAGAAGGAACCUGGGCAGCAUCAACACAGAGCUCCAGGACGUACAGAGGAUCAUGGUGGCUAACAUAGAGGAGGUUCUGCAGAGAGGAGAGGCUCUCUCUGCGCUCGACUCCAAGGCCAGCAACUUGUCCAACCUGUCAAAGAAGUACAGGAGCGACGCCAAGUAUCUGAAUACCCGCUCCACCUAUGCCAAGCUGGCAGCUGGUGGUGUCUUUUUCAUCAUGCUGAUUGUCUAUGUACGCUUUUGGUGGCUCUGAGAGAGAAAGAAGAGUAGAAGAAGAGGAAGGAGGUACUGGAAGUGGAAAAUGAGCUGCACACUCUGCAGACACUAAAAAAAAAAAAAGCUGUCACCUUCGACUAAAAACAGGAUCCCUGCUCUUAAUAAGACUUUACAGACAUAUGAUCGGCCAUUAUGUUCCUCGCCUGUCCAUGGAUGUGUGAUCUCAAUAUAAAUGGUGUCAUCAUACAUAGUUUUAUUAUAACAAUAACAUUAUAUUGAUUGCUUUGUUUAUGAAGGCGACUUUCUGUGCAAGCGCAGAGGAAAAAUUAAGAGAAAAAGAAAUUUCUUGCUUUACGAGUUUCCAAAGCUGUACUAUACUGCAGCAGCAGUGGCUGAUUAAAUCUUGUAUACUGCCAAAUAAUACAGAGAAGAGGAAAAAAGAAAAAAAAAACAAACGUUUUUUUUUUUUUUAUCCUGAGCACAUCAUAUAGGUAUUGCCAUUCCUUAACAUGAUAAUAAUAGUAGUGUUGGCUUGAUGUGCCUGGACAACAUACAGUAUGUACUACAGUUACAAAUAUUUGGAAAACAUGGCAUCAGUUCUUGGGCAGUUGAAUAGGCUCAGCAACAACACACACAGACACAGUAAGUGAAGUAGACUGUUUUUAAAAAAAAUGCUGUAUGGAAGCCUUUAAAAUGCUAUUUCACCCGUGUCCAAUUUACCCAAUUUUUUUCGCCACCAUGGGAUGUCAGUGACCCUGUAAGGGACUGUACAAAAAUUAUUAGGAGGGAAAGGGUGGUCAGAAAAGGGGGAGGGUGAUUUAUUUUUUCUUUUUGGGAAGUGAAGAUACUUUUUUUUUUUUUUUUUUUUUUUCCCUAUGGAAGAGGAGGGGAGGGUCAUUUAAUUUUUACUCACCCAAAAUGUAUAGUCCAGCUUUCCCUUAAAAUAGGGGCAUUAUAAAUAUGCCCCUUCUCAUACGCAGAGGACAAUGAGAGGGCCCAAAGAAAAUAUUAAUAACGCUUGGGAGGGUGUUGCUUUUUUAAAGAGUGAAAUAUAAGAUUCAACCCCUCUCCCCAACCCAGUAAUUUUCAUACAGUCCCUAACCUGAUCUGAACACUGUGUAUCCACGCUCCCUUUAUGCUCUCUUGCACCGUGACUAUGUGGACCAGCACCUUUCUGUAAGCAGGCAUAAAAAAAAAAAAAAAGAUGUGAUGUCUGGUCGGGUCCUUUUAUUUUGUAUAAAGUUUACACAAG